Microthlaspi erraticum is the source of this 1353-nucleotide messenger RNA. NCBI's taxonomy places the organism in Eukaryota, Viridiplantae, Streptophyta, Magnoliopsida, Brassicales, Brassicaceae. The record is from the annotation of a GenBank genome assembly.
AUGACCAAGCUGGACUACGAACCAUUGAUUGACAAGGUCCGAACACGUCUGCUCCACUGGUCACACAAACCCCUCUCAUGUGCAGGCCGCCUGCAGUUGAUCAAGUCAGUGAUCGCUAGUAUCACUAACUUUUGGUGCUCAGCUUUUAUUCUGCCUCAAGGUUGUUUGGAUACUAUUGAGAGCAUGUGUAAUGCCUUUCUCUGGUCAGGCUCACCAAAUGACACUCAUAAAUCAAAGGUGUCCUGGGAUGAUAUUUGUUAUCCAAAGGAGGAAGGAGGGCUGGGGAUUAGACGGCUCCGAGAAACGUCUCUGGUUUUUGCUCUCAGUCUUAUUUGGAGGUUAUUCUCGUCGACAGGUUCACUGUGGGUGGCCUGGGUAAAGUCUUAUCUCUUGCAUGGUGAAUCUUUUUGGGAUGCCAGGGAUGGCUCAAAAGGAUCUUGGAUGGGGAAAAAGAUGUUAAAGCUCCGAGACAAGGCUUACCCUUUCAUCAAAUAUCAAAUUGGUGAUGGAAAAGAGGCUUUUUUUUUGUUUGAUAAUUGGCUGGAACAGGGCAAAUUGUUGGAACUGGUUGGUGCAUCAGGCACACAUAUGUUGGGCAUACCCCGCCAGGCGAAGGUGGCAAUUGCAGUUAGAGGCUCAGCCUGGCAAUUAAGAAGGCAGAGAGGUGCUGUUCAGCGACAACUUGUGGCUCUUAUCCAAGCUGCUCCGGUACCCAACAGAGAGGUUGGGAGAGAUGUGGUGUUAUGGCGUUAUAAAGAGGGUGAGUAUAAGGAUGUGUUCUCCGCUGCUGCAACUUGGGACCAAAUACGUCGAAACCAAACCAAGGUCACAUGGUUCAGGACGAUCUGGUUCGCCCAGGGCGUACCCCGUUAUUCUUUCAUAGCCUGGCUCUCUAUUUUGAAUAGGCUGGCGGCGGGUGAUAGGAUGAGGAACUGGGGGCAUGAACAAUCUUGUCUGUUUUGUGGAGAGAGGGAUGAAACACGAGACCAUCUGUUUUUUGCUUGUCCUUACACUUACACGCUUUGGUCUAGUUUGGGGGGCUCGCUAAUGCCUAGUGCCUCUACACCGGAUUGGGUGGACACUUUGUCCUUCAUCAUCUCCCAGGGGAGUCGCACCAUGGACUCGGUUCUUCUCCGUCUCCUAUUCCAAACGUCCAUCUACCAUGUUUGGCGAGAACGAAACGCACGAGAACGAAACGCACGACGCCAUCGAACCAGCUGGAUACCAUUGGAGCACUUAGCUCGCUAUGUGGACAAGGCAAUGAGGAAUCAAAUUUCAUCCCUCAACUAUCGAGCUCCGCACAAAUUCGAGGGUCUGAUGCGUCACUGGUUUGAAGUGUGUUGUCUCCCCUAA